UCUGCCCCAGACCUGGGAAGCUACAGCCCCAGCUCAUCACUGCAGAGAGCUGUGGCGCCAUGCACGGGGGCCAGCGGCUGCUGCUCCUGCCCCUGCUGGCUAUCAGCCUGGGAGCCCAGGGCAGGAACCAGGAGGAACGUCUGCUCUCAGACCUGAUGCUCAACUACAACCCGCACCUGAGGCCAGCCGAGCGUGAUUCGGACGUGGUCAAUGUCAGCCUGAAGCUCACCCUCACCAACCUCAUCUCCUUGAAUGAGCGAGAGGAGGCCCUCACCACCAAUGUCUGGAUAGAAAUGCAAUGGUGUGACUAUCGUCUACGCUGGGACCCACAAGACUACGAGGGCCUGUGGGUGCUGAGGGUGCCAUCCACCAUGGUGUGGCGGCCGGAUGUCGUGUUGGAGAACAAUGUGGACGGCGUGUUCGAGGUGGCUCUCUACUGCAAUGUGCUCGUGUCUCCUGAUGGCUCCGUCUACUGGCUGCCCCCUGCCAUCUUCCGCUCCUCCUGCCCCGUCUCUGUCACCUACUUUCCCUUCGACUGGCAGAACUGCUCCCUCGUCUUCCAGUCCCAGACCUACAGCACCAAUGAAAUCAAUUUGCAGCUGAGCCAGGAAGAUGGUCAGACGAUCGAGUGGAUUUUCAUUGACCCCGAGGCCUUCACAGAGAACGGGGAGUGGGCCAUCCGGCACAGGCCAGCUAAGAUGCUGCUGGAUGACGCGGCACCAGCCGAAGAGGCGGGCCACCAGAGGGUGGUUUUCUACCUGCUCAUCCAGCGCAAGCCCCUCUUCUAUGUCAUCAACAUCAUCGUGCCCUGUGUACUCAUCUCUUCUGUCGCCAUCCUUAUCUACUUCCUGCCUGCCAAGGCGGGUGGCCAGAAAUGUACUGUCGCUAUCAACGUGCUCCUGGCCCAGACCGUCUUCCUCUUCCUUGUGGCCAAGAAGGUGCCCGAGACCUCCCAGGCGGUGCCACUCAUCAGCAAGUACCUGACUUUCCUCCUGGCGGUGACCAUCCUCAUCGUUGUGAAUGCUGUGGUUGUGCUCAACGUGUCCUUGCGGUCCCCACACACACACUCCAUGGCCCGAGGGGUCCGCAAGGUGUUCCUGCGACUCUUGCCCCAGCUGCUGCGUAUGCACAUUCGCCCGCUGGCCCCAGUGGCUGUGCAAGAUGCCCGGCCCAGGCUACAGAAUGGCUCCUCCUUGGGGUGGUCAAUUGCCGCAGGGGAGGAAGUGGCUCUCCGCCUGCCUCGCAGUGAACUCCUCUUCCGGCAGUGGCAGCGCAAUGGGCUGGUGAGGGCAGCGCUGGAGAAGCUAGAGAAAGGCCCAGAGCCAGGGCAGAGCCAGGAGUUGUGUGGCAGCCUGAAGCAGGCCUCGCCAGCCAUCCAGGCCUGUGUGGAAGCCUGCAACCUCAUUGCCCGUGCCCGGCACCAGCGGAGCCACUUUGACCGUGGGAACGAGGAGUGGUUCCUGGUGGGCCGCGUGCUGGACCGUGUCUGCUUCUUGGCCAUGCUGACGCUCUUUGUCUGUGGCACUGCUGGCAUCUUCCUCAUGGCCCACUACAACCAGGUGCCUUUGCUGCCAUUCCCUGGAGACCCCCGUUCCUACCUGCCAUCACCUGACUGAGCCAACCAACUUCUGUUAGCCAUUGGGAGCCUUAGCUGUGUUCCGCUGCUGCUGAGGUCAUGAGUGUGCCCUUCGGGAAGUGCCCUCCAGAGCCAUGUGAGCCAACUGGCCUUGAGAAAAGCUGGGGAAAUAAAAAGAGAGAGCUGGAGUCUUGGAGUGGUUGGGAACAGGCUGUGGGCAGGGCAGACUGUGGGGUCAGUAUCCACGUGGCACUGGCUAGCCAGUCCUGGUGAUACCCUCACUUGAGGAAAGCAUUAUCAACUUCCAUCAUUUCGGAAGCCCUAAAGACUGUGUUCUAUAUGACGUCCCCAACUAGGCAAGGUCCUAUGCCUCUAAGCCUGGGUUUCCCCUCCCUUUCGCGAGUGGUCUGCAGGCUCCUAAG
Manis javanica (Malayan pangolin) is the source of this 1998-nucleotide messenger RNA. RefSeq names its product cholinergic receptor nicotinic gamma subunit (gene CHRNG). Gene Ontology annotation, molecular function: acetylcholine-gated monoatomic cation-selective channel activity; transmembrane signaling receptor activity. Gene Ontology annotation, cellular component: postsynaptic membrane. The record is from RefSeq and is a predicted model, not a curated record. NCBI's taxonomy places the organism in Eukaryota, Metazoa, Chordata, Mammalia, Pholidota, Manidae. Gene Ontology annotation, biological process: monoatomic ion transmembrane transport.